This is a messenger RNA of Aaosphaeria arxii CBS 175.79, 588 nucleotides long. RefSeq lists its product as uncharacterized. The transcript has 3 exons. The coding region runs from base 1 to 588 and encodes 195 amino acids. Lineage: Eukaryota; Fungi; Ascomycota; Dothideomycetes; Pleosporales. The record is from RefSeq and is a predicted model, not a curated record.
AUGAUGUCCCUACCCACCAACGGCUUCGCCGAAGCAUCCAGGAUCGCCUACCAGGAGCAGAAGCGCCAGAAAAAACUCUUGGAGAAGCGCACCGCGAAUGCAGAACUCGACCGCAUCCGCCAGUGGCGCGCCAACUCAGGUUUGCCUCGGUUCUCGGCCAUCAUACCGCAGAUGAUCGCGGAGAAUGUAAAUAGCCGUGAUAAGGACAACAAUCAGUUCCAUGACAGCGACGUCGAAGCGCGGCGUUCAUCCGACAACGUACCCCCGUCCACGCUCCACGGAGCAUACAGUGGUGGACGAAAUGCGUCAGAGCAUCCGCGCGCGGACACCGAGCUCCCCGCAAAGCCAACCAGCUUCCGUCAGAAGAUCCGCAACUUGUUUCGUUGCAUCAAGAAGUCUACCGAGGGUCACAGUGCUGGCGUUCAGAAUAAGUUCGGAGGGGAUGACAGCGGUGCGUCCACGGCGGUCGGUGACAGUGAGGAUGAGGAGAUCUCGGCGCUCCCGCGCAUUCGAAACCCACGCUUCAAUGAGGUCCAGGAGGUCAAGCAGGAGAAGGGCUUCAAGAAGUUCUUGAAGAGACUUCGCUGA